Molecule: messenger RNA, 3096 nt
Organism: Insectozyma verbasci
Lineage: Eukaryota; Fungi; Ascomycota; Pichiomycetes; Serinales; Debaryomycetaceae
Source: the annotation of a GenBank genome assembly
AUGGAUAAUCAUAAAGCUAAAAUAUCAUAUAAGACAUUAAAAUCAAAUUUGGUCAAUUUACCAUCAAAUUUAACCAAUUUAUUAUUUACUGCAAAUAUUCAAGUUCAAGAUGUUAUAAUAGAAAUUGUCAAUCAGAAUAAGAAAUGUUAUGCUGGUUGGUCAGGUAUGUCAUCUUCAAAUUUACAAUAUUUAGAAAUUGAUCCAAUUUUUGCUCAAUCUAUAAAUUUAUCAGAUUCAACAUCAAUUAUCGUAAAUUUAAAAUUACACAACUAUGAGUCUACCAAUAUUCAAUUAGAGCCUUUAACUAGUUCAGAUUGGGAAUUAGUUGAGUUGCAUGCGCAAUCAAUAGAAGAUAAAUUAUUAAGUCAAACUAGAUGUGUUGCUUUAAAUCAAAUUUUAGUUGUUUAUCCAAGUUCAACAACUAGUGCAAAAUUGUUAGUCACUGAUUUAGGUACAACUGAUCAUUUAUAUGGUAAAAUAAGUCCAUAUUGUGAAAUUGCAAUUGCACCAAAGUUAAGAAAAGAAACAAGUUCAAGUAAAAAAGAUUCAAGUUCAGUUAUAAGUAAUACUAUAAAAGAAGAUUAUUCAAAUUCGUUUCUGAUUUUGAAAAGAGGAAUCUCAUUGCCUCAUAAAAAAUUUGAAUUUAAUAAUGAUCAAUAUGAAGUUUACAUGUCUAUUGAUGAAUUACCCAUUGAUUUUAAAAAUUCAGAUUAUUAUGCUGCUGUUUCUAUUGUCCCUGGUCCAAAUGAUAAACCAAGUAAAGUAGUAGAUGAAGAGCAACAAGCAAAAUUAAAGGAAAAUAAAAAGAUAAUUGCAAAGAUAGUGGAUUAUAAAACAGUUGAUAAUAUUGGUAUUUCAUCAAGAUUAGCAAUUGCAUUAGGUAUUGAAAAUCAAAUUGGAAAUAUAAUUGUAUUAAAACCAGCAAUUAAAAAUUUAUCAAAACGACCAACUACAUUGACUAUAUAUCCAUACAUAACUCAAACCAAAAAAUCAAAGGAGAUAAAUACAACUAAAAAUAAUAAAUUAUUACAACAAUUAACCACUGAAUUAUAUCCACAUUUAUCAGAAUUAAUAAUUACAAAUAAUUUGAAAUUACCAAUCAUACCUAAUAUAUUACCAAAUGGUGGAUUAUUAAAAUUUAGAAAAAAUGAUGAUGUAAAUGCUUGGAUUAAACCAUAUUCAUUAAAUAAGAAAAAACCAAUAAAAUUAGAAUUGGGUGAUGAUAUAUUAAAACCAACAUCAUAUAUAGAACAGAAAGAAAGAGAAAUUGCAACUAAUGAAAAUGCAAUUGGUUUAGAUUCCUUAGUUGAUGAAAUUAUUGAAUCAUUUACCACUACUGAAAACACUGGUUCUUUGAUUUAUGGUAAUUCAGGAAGUGGUAAAACAUUAUUAAUUAAACUUAUAUCUGAAAAAUUAUAUCAAGAUUAUGGAUAUUAUAUCAAAUUUAUAAGUUGUGAAAAUUUAAUGAAUGAAAAUUUCCAAAAUUUAUCAAAAAAUCAUAUUAUCAAGUGGUUACAACAAUGUCAAUGGAAUAAACCAUCAAUUUUAGUGUUGGAUAAUGUUGAUAAAUUAAUGUCGAAUGAAAGGGAGAAUAGAGAUUCUUCAAAAUCAAAUCAAAUCACUGAAUUUUUCAUUUCACAAUUGGAAAAGAUUUAUAAUCAAAAAAAUUCGAAUUUAUCAAUACUCUUAACUUCAAUUUCAAAAGAACUGAUAAAUAAAUUAUUAUUAAGUUCACAUUUAAUUGAAAAUUUUUUUAAAUUGGAAUCACCAAAUAAAAAUUUAAGAUUUGAAAUACUUCAAAGUUAUUUAGUAGAACAAUUAGGAUUAAAAUUGAAUAAAAAAAUUGAUUUAAUGGAUUUAGUAAGUGAAACAGAAGGUUAUUUACCAAAUGAUUUAAAAAUAUUAUGUGAUAGAAUUUAUCAUGAUUAUUUAUUCAAUGAUAAUUUAGAAUUAACAACGACUAAUUUUGAAAAUGGAUUAAAAAAUUUUACACCAUCAAAUUUAUUAAAUGUUAAAUUACAAAAACUGACUAUAAAUUGGUCAGAUAUUGGUGGAUUGAAACAAGCUAAAGAUAUUUUUUUUGAAACUUUAGAAUGGCCAACUAAAUAUGCACCAAUUUUUGCAAAUUGUCCAUUAAGAUUAAGAUCAGGUAUAUUGUUAUAUGGAUAUCCUGGUUGUGGUAAAACAUUACUUGCAAGUGCAAUAUCAGGACAAUGUGGAUUAAAUUUUAUUUCCAUCAAAGGUCCCGAAAUUUUAAAUAAAUAUAUUGGAGCUUCUGAACAAAGUGUACGUGAAUUAUUUGAACGUGCACAAGCAGCAAAACCAUGUAUUUUAUUCUUUGAUGAAUUUGAUUCAAUUGCUCCAAAAAGAGGUCAUGAUUCUACAGGGGUAACAGAUAGAGUUGUAAAUCAAUUAUUAACUCAAAUGGAUGGUGCAGAAGGUUUAGAUGGAGUUUAUGUAUUAGCAGCAACUUCAAGACCAGAUUUAAUAGAUAGUGCAUUAUUGAGACCAGGUAGAUUAGAUAAAUCUGUAAUUUGUGAUAUGCCAAAUUAUGAAGAUAGAUUAGAUAUUUUAAAAAGUAUAACUUCAAAAAUGGAUUUAUCGAAUGAUGUUAAUCUUGAAGAAAUUGCUAAAAAGACACAUGGGUUUAGUGGUGCAGAUAUGCAAGGAUUAGCAUAUAAUGCAUAUUUGAAAGCUGUUCAUGUAACUUUAGAAGAAUUGGAGAACUCAAAAAAAGAGGAAACAAAUAAUGAUAGUGUUAACGAUUCAAUUGAAUUUUUUAAAGUUUCAAAUGAUUCAAAGAAAAUGAAACCAGUUGAAAGAAUUCAACUAUUAAAUCAAAUUAAACAAUUUUUACAAAAUGAAAACAAAAAUAAUGAGGAUAUAAAAAAACAACAAGAUUCAAUUUCAAAAUCUAAAGUUUUAAUAAAUUGUAAAAAUUUCGUCGAAUCUUUAAAAGAAACAAAACCUUCAAUUUCAAAAUCUGAAAUGACAAAAUUACAAAAAAUAUAUAAACAAUUUAUAAAUGAAAGAGAUGGGAAUAUGCCUAGUGGUACUCCAAGUAAUGAAAUUGGAGGUAGAACUACGUUAAUGUAA